Parathielavia appendiculata is the source of this 1410-nucleotide messenger RNA. RefSeq lists its product as uncharacterized. The record is from RefSeq and is a predicted model, not a curated record. Bases 199 to 1164 code for a protein of 321 amino acids. Lineage: Eukaryota; Fungi; Ascomycota; Sordariomycetes; Sordariales; Chaetomiaceae. The transcript has a single exon.
AUCGCACAACACAAUCUUUCCCCAGACCUAGCCCUGUCCCGUAAACCUUUGACCAAGACCCGUGACAGUUUGUGCGAUCAUAAUCGUGCCCCGUCGCGGUCACCAGCCCGAACCAGAUCCAGCCAGAACCAGCUAAAUUGCCCUGCUAGCUAGCCAGUUGCCGCGACCCGGCACUGAACCGACCCAAAACCCGCCACAAUGGGCGAGCCUGCCAGCGAGCCUGAGCUGCUGCUUAGAGCGCUCCUAGAACGGUGGCCUCACCUGACCACUGUAAUUAAUUCCGGGACCUUUCCCCCUGAUACCAAUCCCGGCCCGCUUAUCCAGACCAUCACCGCCCAGGACGGCCCCAACAAAGCCACGUUCGUGGCCAUGCUCGACUGCCUCGAAAAGAACAUGAGCGAACUCAUCGCCCAGCGCGACCGGAGCCAGUCGGAACUGUCGAAACGCGUCCAAGACGUUGAAGAAUAUGACGCCGACCUCACACGCGCCACAAAGCGCAUCUCGGAUCUCGACGAGCUCGUUACCACCCAGCGGAACGAAGUGGAUGGGGUGAAACAAGCGCUCGAGCGGGCUCGCGCCGAGAUCGCGGGCCUGAAUUCAAAGAUCACCGACCUGAAUACCCAUCAGUCCAUGGAGAACACCCGCGUCGCCGAGUACAACAGGCGCAUUUCGAAGCUCCAAGACGAGAAAGCCGAACUUCAAACCCGCCUGCUCCAAGCAACGACGACGAAUGGAGCCUCAAUCCUGCUCGAGAAAACGUCAAAACCCCGUCGCACCACAACAAAUCCCGACAAGUUUACCGGAGGUCAGCAGGAUACAGCCAAGCGCCAGAGCGCUUAUGAGAGGUGGAAAACCCAAGUGGAACAAAUCCUGGUUGUCGACGCUGAGUGCUUCCCGAGGGCACUCGACACCCUGACGUUCAUCACAAGUUUGCUGAGCGGCAAGGCCUGGGAUGCCAUUCAGGACGGCGUCCAGAAAAUGAACGCCAACCCUAAGGACCCGGAACUGUGGACCUGGCACGACGCAACUGAGCUAUGGAGAGCCCUGGACAGGCGCUACAUCCUGCUCGACAGCACCCAGUCCGCGAAGAACACGCUGGACACGGAAAACCGCGCCCUCGUAGGCCGGGUGAAAAACCCAUAUCGACAAUCAAGGAAACGAUGAGUGUGUGAUCCUGCAAAUACAAAGUGAGAAGGCCUCUUGGCCUUCGAAGGAGAGGGAUAUCAGACCGCGAGUUCCAGCUCCAGCCUCCUAGCCAGACUGUACAUCGGCAUUUUCCCCGAGUCCAUCAGCCAGUCCAGGAUCCUCUCCGUCAGCCGUGCAGCUUUGGGACUGAUUCCCUGUAGGACAGAAUAAAAGUCCCUUCGCGUUCUGACCUCGGCUCUCUCCCAUCUUCGAGUCAACGGUGGG